This is a messenger RNA of Zea mays, 1125 nucleotides long. RefSeq names its product DCN1-like protein 4. Gene Ontology annotation, cellular component: ubiquitin ligase complex. The coding region runs from base 279 to 941 and encodes 220 amino acids. Gene Ontology annotation, molecular function: cullin family protein binding; ubiquitin conjugating enzyme binding; ubiquitin-like protein binding. The record is from RefSeq and is a predicted model, not a curated record. The transcript has 9 exons. Lineage: Eukaryota; Viridiplantae; Streptophyta; Magnoliopsida; Poales; Poaceae. Gene Ontology annotation, biological process: protein neddylation.
GAAAUAGUCUGCGGACCUGCGGUGGCCCGUGUAUCCAUCCGGGCCCGCACGUGGGCCGAAUCCUAUAAGAACAAAGGGUUCCACCUCCACCAGCGCCCCUCCUAGUCUUCCACUCUUCCUCCCCUUCUCUCCGGCUCCCCCGAGGCCCCCGACAGCGAACUCGGGACUCGCCAACCGAGAAGGAAGAACUAGUCGCGAGGUGAAGAGGAGAACCUGAGGUGGUCCCGAAUCAGAGACGGAAGAAGGUGGGUUCAGGAGCAAGCCAGCCUGCCGCCGCCAUGAGGCGCACCUCGAAGAAAUCGUCGUCGUCUACGGCGACCGCCAGCGCUGGCCCUACUAAAGCAGUUUCCAAGGAAGUAGAACGGAUUGAUCAAUUUUUCUAUACUUACGCUGAUAACUCAUCUGGCAUGAUUGACCCAGAAGGCAUUGAAACACUCUGUUCUCACCUUGAAGUUCCCCACACUGAUGUUAGGAUUCUAAUGUUAGCAUGGAAAAUGGGCUGUGAUAAGCAAGGUUAUUUUACCUUGGAUGAAUGGAGAACUGGCUUGAAAGCUCUUCGAGCUGACAGUAUUAGUAAACUGAAGAAAGCAUUUCCAGAACUGGUCCAAGAGGUUACAAGGCCAUCCAAUUUCCAGGAUUUCUACAUAUAUGCAUUUCGUUAUUGCCUCACAGAGGAUAAGAAGAAAUGUAUAGAAAUACCAGUUGCUUGUGAGUUGCUGAAUCUAGUAUUAGGCUUGCAGUUCCGCCCUCAGGUUGACAAGCUUAAUAAUUACCUCAUGUACCAAAAUGACUACAAGGUGAUAACAAUGGACCAGUGGAUGGGAUUUAUUCGUUUCUGUAAUGAGAUAAACUUCCCAUCGCUUGACAAUUAUGAUUCAGACCUUGCCUGGCCUUUGAUUCUAGACAAUUUUGUUGAGUGGCUACGAGAAAAUAAAAGCUAGAUAUUCUAUUCCUGUGGUGAAGUUGUCAUCCAAAAUGUAAUUUUCAAGAAUGUAGGUGACUAUAUCAUUGUUUGCGUUUGUAAGACAUCAAUUUUGGACCACCCACAUGUAUAUACUUCGGCAGUAGUGCAAACUCACUGAUAACUCCCUUACCGAAUUUUGUGUUUAGUAGCAGUUUUGGGCA